Hypoxylon fragiforme is the source of this 906-nucleotide messenger RNA. RefSeq lists its product as uncharacterized. Lineage: Eukaryota; Fungi; Ascomycota; Sordariomycetes; Xylariales; Hypoxylaceae. The coding region runs from base 1 to 906 and encodes 301 amino acids. Gene Ontology annotation, cellular component: nucleolus. Gene Ontology annotation, biological process: maturation of SSU-rRNA from tricistronic rRNA transcript (SSU-rRNA, 5.8S rRNA, LSU-rRNA). The transcript has a single exon. The record is from RefSeq and is a predicted model, not a curated record.
AUGGUUGUAAUACUUGGCAAACGAAAAUCACGAACAGGAAAUACCAAGCCUUCAGUAUCCCGAGAGGAGGCUCAGGCUAUAUUCCAAAAACACUUCGAGGCGCAAUUCGCCCCCCUAGAACCCUCACAACCUACAUCAGAAACUACGCCAGCAGCUUCUGAGUUCGAGGACUUGCGCUCCGACUCGGAAAAUGAUUCCAAUGAUUCUUGGGAUGGCCUAUCAGGCUCGGAGUCAGAUUCAGAAGACUCACCAGCCAGCACAACAGCGGUUGAAGUCGUUGAGGUAGUCGCACAUACCAGCAAACUACCAACUCUAUCUGACGACCCUCUCCUCAAACGUGAGAGCAAGGCAUACCUGUCCUCUCGUAUACCCUCUUCCACUAUAGAUCCAUCUGCUUCAUCCGUCCAACCUAAGCAAAAGUCCGCAAAGGCCGCAGACGAAGAUGCGCCGUCACUUCUGAAGAACGACCUGGCGCUGCAGCGUCUACUCUCAGAAUCCCACCUCUUCUCAGGUACCCAGGCCGAGGGAAGCAUAGAGCACAAGGGCCGCAACCGCCAUCUAGCGACGGAUCUCCGACUAUCAGCACUCGGUUCUAAAGCCAGCAUCUACAAGCAGACCAAGAUGCCCAUGUCGCAUCGCAAAGGGAUCACGGCCGCCGUCACGUCACGCGAGACAAAGAGGCGAAAGGAGGCCCGCGAGAAUGGUGUAGUUCUCGAGCGUCCCAGUGCUGCGGGGGUUGGCAAAGGCAGGAGCAAAUCUAGGAAGCGGGAGAUCACUGUUGAUGCGCCGGCGGUGGGAAGGUUGAGAAAUGGCAUGUUGAAAUUGAGUGAGAAGGACAUCGCAGAAAUUCAGGCAGAUAGUAGAGGGUCUAGGGGCAAAGGUAGUAGAAGAGGGGGGCGGAGGUGA